Molecule: messenger RNA, 6796 nt
Organism: Neolamprologus brichardi
Lineage: Eukaryota; Metazoa; Chordata; Actinopteri; Cichliformes; Cichlidae
Gene: zdhhc3a
Product: zinc finger DHHC-type palmitoyltransferase 3a
Molecular function (GO): palmitoyltransferase activity
Source: RefSeq, a predicted model, not a curated record
CAUCAUGAAGGGGCGGGAGCACGGCGUCGAGUGGGUAACCAAACAGCAGCAGGGGAGAAAGCCACCGGCGGAUGCGCAUCGUUCAGCAUGCGGUGACUGAGGCGGAGGCCUGAAGGCGCUGUGGGUCCAUUGGUGGCAGCAGGAGCAGGAAUCCAGCUUAGAUGAAGGAUGAAGAGCCCGGUGCACAGAUGUAGGGAUGUGGAGCAUAGCCGUGGACAGUCCGGGGCUGGGGGAGGAACCAGCUGCCUACAGGAGGAACAGCGCAUCCCCAUCUCCAAAGACGUCAUCACUUCCUCCUCUGCCUCGGCCAUGUGGUUCAUCAGGGAUGCCUGCGGCAUUGUGUGUGCCAUCAUCACCUGGCUGCUGGUCUUGUACGCUGAGUUUGUGGUGUUGUUUGUGAUGCUGUUGCCCUCCAAGAACCUGAUGUACAGUAUUGUGAACGGGACUCUGUUCAACACUCUGGCCUUCCUUGCCCUCGCCUCUCACCUCAGGGCCAUGUGCACUGACCCUGGGGCCGUGCCAAAAGGAAACGCCACUAAGGAAUACAUAGAAAGCCUUCAACUGAAACCAGGACAGGUGGUCUACAAAUGUCCCAAGUGCUGCAGCAUCAAGCCUGACCGAGCACACCACUGCAGUGUUUGCAAACGCUGCAUACGGAAGAUGGACCACCACUGUCCCUGGGUCAACAACUGUGUUGGAGAGAACAACCAAAAGUACUUUGUGCUUUUUACAAUGUACAUUGCACUCACUUCUCUCCACUCUUUGGUCAUGGUGGUCUUCCAUUUCCUCUACUGCUUUGAAGAUGAUUGGACGAAGUGCAGUACCUUCUCUCCUCCAGCAACAGUCAUCCUCCUCAUACUCCUGUGCUUUGAGGGCCUCCUCUUCCUCAUCUUCACCUCUGUGAUGUUCGGCACCCAAGUCCACUCCAUCUGUACCGACGAGACCGGCAUAGAGCAAUUGAAAAAGGAAGAGAGAAGAUGGGCUAAAAAAACUAAGUGGAUGAACAUGAGGGCGGUAUUCGGACACCCUUUCUCCAUAUUGUGGUUUAGCCCUUUCUCCACCCCCGACCACGGGAAGGCUGAGACCUACCAAUAUGUGGUGUGAAGGCUCAGCGCAGGGAGUGAUCAAAACCAAAGUGGGAAGGCCUGCACCCCCCCCUCCCUCACACACACACACACACAGCUCAACGCGAUUCACACUGUAUAUCCCACAUUAGCAAUGGACAGCUUUUCAUGUGCUUUUUUUGUGUUGCCAACUAAGUGCUCUAUACGUUUUCUUUUUGUGUUGCCUUGAGUGAGUCGAGUUGCAGAGAAAAAGAAACACUUUACAGUCGUGUUUGCAAACACUGUGAUGGAUCUGUUUGUUUCUGACCUGCUUUCUUUCUCCUCUAUCAGAAGCCCCUCUCCUUACGGUUUCCUUUUUGCUUCUCCCUAAAGGGUUAGUUCAGCUAAAUUAUAAAGAAAAAGCAGGUAUUAUGUAUUUCCUGUAAUUGCCAGCUAAUUUCAUUACAGUGAAAAUAGGAAAUGAUGUAUAAGGUAAACAAAAAUGCUUCAUAAACUGGCGAAGCACCGAGUUUUAGGACAUUUUAAGGACUAUUUUAGGGUAAAACUGGCUGGAAACUGCAGGUCUCCAGAUUAUAUUAAAAUCACACAUCAGGGUUAGAGUUACUGUAAUUCCACAUGAGCUAUUCUGAUGCCAGUAGAGAGCUUGGUGGAUUUUUUUAGAUGAACUGACCCUUUAAAUAUUACUCAAUGUCAGUGUGUUCCAGACAUGGACUGGAUAAAGCUUUUAAAUGGGUCUACUCAGGAAUGGAUUGUCUGAACCAUUCAGUAAUCAGACCCACGCUCAGGCCGACCCUCUGUUACAGUGCUGUACAUAGCACAUCAACAUCUUGCCUUUGUUACAGUGGGAUUUUUCAUAGUUACUGAAAAAAAUCUCUCAAGAAUCAAAUGCAAAGAAAGUGAAAGCAAAACACAACAAUUCUAAAAAAGAAUUUACAUUAGAAUUACAUAGAGUGCGCCAUUUGGUUAUGAUAAUCUUCACCUUUGUUUCUGGGUUCAGACUUUUCCUCUGUGGUCUUUUUUUUUCAGCCCCAGUUCUGACACAAAGCUCUCAUGUGGGCUAGUUACACUUAGACGAACAUGUCAGUGGACUGAAAGUAAAACUCCAUUAAUUAGAGAAUGGGCUGUCCCUCGGUCUGUCCUAACUCAGAUGUUAUUAUGAUUGCUGUUGACAUUAGAAGGUAUUACCGCCUGUUGAAUCUGUGCAUCACUGACUGUUGUCUAAAAGUAGCUGACCAAUGAGGACGCAGCACUGUAAGCCCAGCCAUGAGAACUUCACGACGGUGGCGCUCUUGUAGUUUCUAUGUAUGUUCUAUCUUUGAGUGUUUUUGCUCUUCUUUGAUUCACUUUUUUCAUUCUUGGGAGAUUUUUUUAAAAUGUCAUUAUUAGGACAAAAGUUAAUCCCAAGACUUUUGGUCUGUUAUGUUUGUGAUGAGAGUUCUAAUAGUUCCCUUUUCUUCCCUAUUAGCAGUGACUUUCAGAUUGUCUCAUUCUUACAUUCAGGGUGGAGUUGAAAGCAGUUUUGAAAACAGAGCUCUGUUAUCUCAUCAUGUAAAAACCUGCACAUUACACUGCAUUUAACCGUUUGGGUUCUCAUUAAUGUAAGACUACACGAGGCAAGGGAUUGCAGUGGUACCAAAAAGCAGAGCUGAUAGCCUGCUGUGACUAAAGGAUAGCAGAUGUACUGAAUAUUUAAAGUGGGCUUGUUAUGCUCAUUCCCAGCUCCACAGUUCCAUUCUUGGCCUCUGUUUUCUUUAAACUGUGAAUCAUGCAAAGCUAAGCUAGUAAUCUUUAUUUAUCCUGUGAGGGACCUUCGUGCUCAUCUGAAACGAGGUGGUGUAGUUCCCUACCUUUGAGGCAGCCCUUUCUCAAAACCAACUAUAUUCUGAUUGGCUGCCUCUUGUAAAAAGAAUGUUUGAGUUGGAUGGAGCUUCUGUGUCCACGGUCAGAGCCAGAGAGCCAUGUUAGAGAGAUCCUCUGUCUUUGACAUCAAACAGAGGAAAGAGUAGAACAAACUGUUUGAAACUGAGUUUAGAGCAGUCUGAAGUCUCCCCUCAUUAUUUGAAACUUAUUUGAUAUAAGCACCCAGCAUAAUAACACAAAGUAUGGCUCAAAAUAAGAAAAAGCAAAGCAAAUUAGGUCUGAUUUAGUAGCUGACCCUUGAUCAGCUCUUGAAAGUAAGUUUUGGAGGAUCUCUGUGAUUAAACAAAAAAGACCAAAAAGUCACGCUGCAGCCUAAUCAUCAUGUUUUCAGUGAUUUUUAGCACCUACAACAUUGUCCCUGUUUCCUCUCUGAUACAUGCUCAAGAAAAACAAAGCCUCUUGGAGCACAGAAAUGCAUUUUAUUUUUGGCUAAAACAAACCAGGAGGUUUCUGUUUGUUCCAGCAAACAGAACCAGAUUCUCAGUGUUGAAGCUGGCAGUCUGAGUUCUGCUAAAGGAAGGAAAAGGAAAGCUGACUGAUGUCGACCUCAGCCUGUCUUUAAGCAGGAAAAACAUGUGGGUUAGAAUGAUGCUGACAGUCUGUCAACAUAUGUUCAUUCUGGUUUUUGUUUUUUAUGUUCUUGGGGUUUUUUGUGUUAUUUUUUUUUAGAAAGGUUUAGCCUCCUACAGUAGCCUCCCACUAACACUCUGUUUGCAUGAAUACGUGCCAGUGAAUCACAGCUCUAAGCCCAUGUGGUGUUUUGAUGUUGUGAGCGUGUGCCAAAUUCAAUAAAACCCACAAUUCUGCGAUUAUUUGGGAACCCUUUGAUAUGAAUUUGCUCUGAAGGGACACUGGCUUCAGUUUAAAAUCCUCUCCGCUGCCGGAAAUGUAUAAAAUCGUGUUUGGGGUUAAAGAGAAGACGUGGAUUUAGAAUAUUCAUUUCUGCACCACGCCAGCCUACAAAGCAUUUAACCGAGGUAUUAACAUUCACUAUUCAAUUUAAAGUACUUAAAAAAGAAGAUUUAAUUUCACUUUGUAUUUCUUUGUAUUUAUCAUUUGAGAUUUUCUCCUGGGUGAACUGCUUUGUUCCAAAGUGUGCGGUUUUAUUCUUCUAUUCUUUGUUUACAUGAUAUUGUGUGUAUCCUUUGUUUUUGAAUGCAUGGUACAGCUGAAGGCUAGUUUAAUUGUGUAUGUGAAACACUGCUGGUAUGAUGAAGCAGCUGAGUGACGGCAGAGAUUAUUAUUAUUGUUUGGUUUUGUUAUUUUUACAGAAAUUUUAAUUCUUUCUAAAUAUUCUGAAGAGAUUUCAGCACAUGCACAGAGAAUAAAUUCUUCUCAGAUGCAAUGCAACAACUGUGUUUGCUUCCUUUUUGGAGGUGCAUUUAUUUACUUUUGCCUGUCCCUUUAUUUUAUGUUCAAAUAGUAAUACCGGAGCAGAUGUGGGUUUUUUGUUGGGGUUUUUUUCCUCCUUCCCCCCCGUGCACACAGUUCUUAUAUGGCCCUCACAUCCCGCAUUUUCCCUCCGUCCUUGUCUUCCAUUCUGCUCCCACGUCUGGGAUCCUCCUCCCCCCAAUACUGUGUCCUCUCCUCACUCAUGCAUUUUUGCUUUGGUUGAUAACUCACUCUGCCGAAAGCUUUCCGAAGCAGACAGCCCUUUGUAAUCUUGACUGAGGUAAGCUUGCGAACAGCAGUCACAUUGGCCGUCCCAUCAAGCUUGACAUGUCACAUGUAUGCACGCUUCAAUCAGAAGGCCGACGUGUGCUUUCAGUUCCUCCUUUGCUGUUUUACUUCAACCAAACGGUUUGAAUGAAUGAGUGAGUUCUGUCUGUAAUGUGAUGCAUGUGCCAUCUGUUUCUUUUUGAAGUGCAUGCCAGUCUUUUUGGACAGCAGCAUGAAAUGUUGGGCAUGUUUCUUUAAAAACAAAUUGAAUAACAUGGAACCUAAAGCAUUUAGAGGACACUGUUAAAACUCAUCAGAAGUCAUGCUUCUAAAUUCUCAGUUAGUGUUAACUGUAACUUGUGGCCAUGAAGCAAUCUUUGCACCAAUACACUAGAAGAUGGCUGUAAAAUCCACUGUUUGCACUGCAUAAAUAUAAGUCCCAAAGUUGACGUGUCACUAAAAAUACUCUGUCAAGACUCAGGUUGUUUUGUUUAUUUUUACAUUUAAAACACAAAAUUCCCGAAAACUACCUUCAGUGGCAUGUACUUGAGUUUCUUAGCUAAGCAAAAAGACUAUAAACAGGGCACCUGCUAGCCUAACCCCGUAAGCACUCUAAAGCCCACAGAACUACAAGUUGAUUCUGUUCAUUUGGACGUAGCGUUUUCAGUGGGAGAAACGCUUUGUCACUCAUCCAAGUGACUUCUUUAAUGUCCGCUGAUUGCAGGUUUACUUCACCUUAUAAAACAGCACCUUUGCACACUGACUGAAACCACCACCGUCAGGAGUCAAGGAGGCAAUUUACGACCAUCUAUGAAUCGAGGAGGGGGCUUAACGGUACCUCCUACCAUCUUUACAAUGCUGUGAUUGCAGCCAUUCCCCAACUCUCUGUGAAUGGUACUCAUAACCAUUGAUCAAUGGUUUUUGAUCAGCGGUGAUAACAAAUUUGCAUAUUAAUGAUCAAAAAACUCAACUGCCCAUUGUUCGCCAUUCAGUCAUUAUGCAAAUGUACUUGGAUGAAGCGUUUUCAGUGGGAGAAACGUUUCGUCCAGAUGAACAGAAGCAACUUUGAAGGAUUUCCUAACCUGGAUGAUUGAGCAUGCAUCCAGAUGAGUACAUGUUGUUUUAGGUUAAUAUCUUGGAACACAGUCCUUCUAAAAUAACUUCUUACAUUAGUUCUAGAAGUAUCUGUCAGAGUUACUUUUUGCCAUUAUACAUUAGAAAUCAGAACUGUUGGCCAUCUUGAAAUGAACCCUAAAUCUCUCCUUCUCAAAGUUCCUUCAUCUUCAAGUGCCUUCUGUUUGGACAGCAGUCGUGAACCCCAAAUAUUGAGUCUACUUUAAUGAAUGCCAAACAUUUUUGAAGCAGGAGCUUCAACACCCACCCACACAUUGGACAUCAAAGCCAGAAUCGCAUCCAAAACUCAGACAUUGCGUAUUUAUCAAGCAGGGCUUUAAAGACUCCUUAAAAAUGACUGAUUUAGCACUUCUAGAAAGGCUGACAUGUUUUGAGUGGGAGCCCAGAUGAAAGCAUCAUUACUGUUACUGGUGUUGCUUCCUGCAUUAGCCUAAGCCUCAAGUUUGUGGUAGCUGGCACUUGGUUUGGAUUAGGAAGUAACAUUCAAAGGUCUGAGGAUAAAAAUAAACUGACAAAUGAUUACCAAGAGGGCAUCCACUGAAGCCUCAUUUACUUCAGCUGGACUUAAAUGUGCUUUGAGACAGUCAGCCAGUCCAAAUAUGUCUCUGGUGCUUUGUUGUAGGAACAAAGACCUGUAAAAGUAAUCACAUUCCCAUCAGCCUCAGCUGCAGUUCAGUUUAGGUGUUAAUUAGCAACCAUUAGAGCAGCUGGCUCCACUGCCGGUCCUGUUCUCUUUGCUUCCUGGCCAGUACAUACAGGCAGCAAUGACAAGUAACUCUUUAAAUGAUUAAACCCUCAACCUGAAGACUUUUUUUUUUUAAGUAAGCUGGACAUGUUUAAGUGUCUGAGGGACUAGCACAAAAAAGCAAAACCAUCACAUAGUAACAUACUAUCACCAGUUUUGUGUUGUGGAUGUCAUUGAUGGUGCAUGCAGGUGAUCCCAUGCAGUGCUUUUUUUUCUUUUUCUUUUUGCUUUGUUUGUCUCUCUGCUCCUUCACCUCAGAACCUCACUGUUUUUU